AAAUGUGUUUCCUCAACAAGGUAAAAGAAAACAUUAGAGCUGAACUUGGGAUAUUGACGCAUGAGGAAGUCAGCAAGAUCCCCUUUAAAGGCAAAACCGGCGAAGGGAUCCAGGGUGACGCCCACUUUGACGAUGAUGAGAUCUGGACCCUAGGCCAAGGGACAGUUGUGAAGACGUUGUACGGCAAUGCAGAGGGAGCUUUGUGCCACUUCCCUUUCACCUUCCUCGGAAAGUCGUACAGCAGCUGUACCACGGACGGACGCUCCGACAACCUGCCAUGGUGUUCCACUACAGCCGACUUCGGAACGGACAAGAAGUUUGGCUUCUGCCCCAGUGAACUUUUGUACACGUUCGGAGGCAACAGCGAUGACAAACCAUGCGUAUUUCCCUUCGUAUUUCUUGGGGAGACGUACGAUAGUUGCACCACGGAGGGCCGUAGUGACGGCUACCGCUGGUGUUCCACCACUGACAACUUUGACAACGACAUGAAAUUUGGAUUUUGCCCCAGUCGUGAAACGGCUGUGGUCGGAGGAAAUUCAGAGGGCGAGUCUUGUCGCUUCCCCUUCCAGUUCCAGGGGAAUUCGUACGACUCCUGCACUAGCGAGGGACGCAAUGACGGAAGGCUAUGGUGUGCCACCACUGAUAACUUUGACACCGACACCAAAUGGGGAUUCUGUCCUGACCAAGGGUACAGUCUGUUCCUGGUAGCAGCCCACGAGUUUGGACAUGCCCUGGGCCUGGACCACUCCAAAGUCAGAGACGCACUUAUGUUUCCCAUGUACAGAUUCAUUGAGAACUUUUCCCUAAAUGAGGACGACGUUGAAGGCAUUCAGUAUCUCUACGGACCUAAAACCGGCCCGCACCCCAGUCCCCCGGGUCCCAUCACCACGACGACCACCAGACCAACAACAACCACCACACCGACACCUGUAGAUCCAGACAAUGAUGUCUGUCAGGUCACGACCUUUGACGCAAUCACUGAGAUUGGGAAUGUGCUGCACUUCUUCAAGGAUGGAUAUUACUGGAAAAAGACCAACAGCGAUAAGGCUAAGGGUCCAUUUGCUAUUUCUGAGGGGUGGCCGGCCCUGCCAGCUAAGAUUGACUCUGCCUUUGAGGACCCGGAAACCAAAAAGAUGUACUUCUUUGCAGGAACUCAGUUCUGGGUGUACACUGGCAAGAAGGUACUUGGACCCCGCAGCAUCGAGAAGCUGGGCCUGCCGAGCAGUGUUCAGACGGUGGAGGGAUCCGUGCAGAGAAAGGGGAGCAAAGUCCUGCUCUUCAACGGGGAGAACUACUGGAGGCUUGAUGUGACAACUCUCAAGAUGGACAGAGGAUAUCCUCGGACAACUGACACGGUCUUCGGCGGAGUUCCCAGUGAUGUCCACGAUGUUUUCCUGUACAAAGGUCACAUUUACUUCUGCCGUGAUCGCUUCUACUGGCGUAUGAAUUCUCGUCGCCAGGUCAACCGUGUUGGCUACAUCAAGUAUGAUCUCCUCAAGUGUUCAGACGCCUCCGGCCUGCAGGCCUGAGAAGCCCACUUGAAGAACACUUGUGACAAUAUGCGAUCAAAUUAACAUUUAGUAAUAAUUUGUUGGCAGUUCCUCUUGAACUGUGAACAGUCACAUGCAAUGCAAAAUUGUUAACUGCCAUUUUUGGGGUCCUGAGUCCCACGCAAUCACGCUACACAACAUCACGCUGUUUAGUUGAAUGACUCAGAUGAAGGUACUUUAAGUGUGAAACUCUAUUGUUGCAUCACUCUUCAUUUGUGAACAGGUUAUGGAUGCGAACAGCAGGAAUAGGAACAUAACUGUUCUCUCCAAAACAGAAUCUGCAUCAGAUCAGAAUAAGGUUUUAUGUCUGACAGGCUCAGACUGUUUCAGUAUUUAGUUUUUAAGCAACAGAUAGGCCAAAUGUUUAUCCUGUCAAAAUAUUGUUUGUUUUGUGUAUUUUGGCUUGAUGCCAGUUAUUUGCACUGGGUGGCAUUGCAUGUCUCCAUCACUGAAAUAAUUUAUAAAAUGAGAUAUUUUGUAUUGUA
Messenger RNA from Gadus morhua (Atlantic cod), 2035 nucleotides. RefSeq names its product matrix metalloproteinase-9. Bases 3 to 1529 code for a protein of 508 amino acids. Gene Ontology annotation, cellular component: extracellular matrix. Gene Ontology annotation, biological process: proteolysis; extracellular matrix organization; collagen catabolic process. Gene Ontology annotation, molecular function: metalloendopeptidase activity; zinc ion binding. NCBI's taxonomy places the organism in Eukaryota, Metazoa, Chordata, Actinopteri, Gadiformes, Gadidae. The transcript is spliced from 10 exons. The record is from RefSeq and is a predicted model, not a curated record.